Closterium sp. Yama58-4 is the source of this 2790-nucleotide messenger RNA. NCBI's taxonomy places the organism in Eukaryota, Viridiplantae, Streptophyta, Zygnematophyceae, Desmidiales, Closteriaceae. The record is from the annotation of a GenBank genome assembly.
AUGGGUCCACGCUCAGAUAUGCUGAAGACGUCGAGUGUGGGGAGCUUGCACGAUGACGAUAGCGACGAGGACAGUCGAGUUGUGGAGGAGGACCCAUCAGGCAGAUACUGUCGAUUCAGCGCUGUUCUGGGAAAAGGCGCCUUCAAGACAGUAUACAAGGCGUUCGACAAGGCGGAGGGCAUCGAGGUGGCAUGGAACCAGGUGCAGGUGCGCGACGUGUUCCAGUCGCACGAGGAGCUCGAACGCCUCUACUCCGAGGUGCAUCUGCUCAAGACCCUUCGACAUAAGAACAUUAUCAAGUUUUAUGACUCGUGGGUGGACGCCCGCAACAAGAACGUCAAUUUCAUCACGGAGGUCUUCUCGUCCGGCACGCUCAGACAGUUCCGGCAGCGGCACCGGCAGUGCGACCUGCGCGCGAUCAAGAACUGGUCGCGGCAGGUUCUGCGCGGGCUGUUCUACCUGCACUCGCACGACCCGCCCAUCAUCCACCGCGACCUCAAGUGUGACAACAUCUUCAUCAACGGUAACCAGGGCGAGGUCAAGAUCGGCGACCUCGGGCUCGCCGCCAUCCUGCACCAUCGCGACGCCGCGCAUAGUGUUAUUGGCACGCCGGAGUUCAUGGCGCCGGAGCUGUACGAGGAGGAGUACAACGAGCUGGUGGACAUAUACGCGUUCGGCAUGUGCGUGCUUGAGAUGAUCACGCUCGAAUACCCCUACAGCGAGUGCACCAACGCCGCGCAGGUCUACAAGAAGGUCUCCGAGGGCAAAAAGCCGCUGGCACUGCAGCGCAUUCCGGACGAGGGCAUACGCGAGUUUGUAGAGAUGUGUCUGGCGGACGCCUCCCGCCGCCUGCCCGCGCGCGACCUGCUGCGCCACCCCUUCCUCGCGGAAGGCUCUGGGUCGCUGCAGCAGACCCCUUUCGCGAGCGCCGCCGACCGCGCAUCCCGCCCCCCCCCCGCGGAGGGCGGAGCGGGAAGAAGGAGCGGGAGGAGCGCGGGGAGCAGAGGCGGAAGAUGGGGGGAGAGUGGGGGGAACGCGGGGGGAGGUGGAGGGGGCAGGGGGAUGGGGAUGGGGUGGUUGGGGGGUGAUGAGCUGGUCAGUUUCAGGGGGGGUGAGGGCGCGCGCGGGGGGAGGGGCGGGGGACGGGGAGGGGGAGGGGAAAGGGCUGGGGGCGGGGGAAAAGGGGAAGAGUCAUGGGUGUGGGACACGAAUCUAGAGGUGCCUAAGGCGGUUGGGGCGUGGGUGAAGCAGGGCGGGGAGGAGGGGGAUGCGGAGGAGGAGGUGGGCAGCAAACGCGCAGGAUGGUCGGAGAUUGUGGGGUUGAUGGCGGAGACGUUGCAGCAGCAGGAGUGGGGGGCGGGGGGCAGCGAGGAAGGGGAAGCGGAGAAGGGGGUUGGUGAGAGGAGAGAUGGGGGGAGUGGGGGGGAGGAGGACAAUGAAGGCGUUGAGAGGGAGGGGGGAGAGGAGGGGGAGGGGGAAGGGGAUGGGAGGGGGAGUGGUAAUAGGAGCGGGGAGCAUGAGACAGAAAGCGGGACGGACAGAGACAAGCAGCAGGAGGGCCGCACGGUGUGCAUUCGCUUGCGACGCGCAGAUGGCAAAGGGCGCAUGCACGUGAUUCAGUUUCCCUUUGACACUUCGCGAGACUCAGCGUUCAGUGUGGCAUGCGAGAUGGUGGACGCCCUAGGCCUGCCCGACUCCGCCCUCGCAUCCGUCGCCGAUGAAAUUGACGCCCAGCUCCUUGCCCUCGUGCCCGCCCAUGCUGCUGCUGCUGCUGCUGCUGCUGCUGCGACCGCCGCUGACUUGGUUGUGGCUUCUAGCUGUGGCGAGGAGGGGUCGGAGGGGAGUGAGACGGAGGAGGAGGAGGAAUGGGCGGGGAUAAGCGGAAGUGCAUAUGAGGAAGAGUAUGAGGAGAGGGAGGAGAGUGCGUUGGAAAGUGAAAAGGGCGGAGAGGAGGGUGAGAAGACGGCUGGUGUGAGCAGUGGUGGGGAGGAGGUGAUGGAGGAAGCAGUGGAGGGAGGAGUAGAGGGAUGGAGAGAGGGAGGAGGAGAAGAGGGAGAGGGAGAGAGGAAGGGAGAGGCAGGGGAAGAAGAAGGGGGAGAGGUAGGGGAAGAAGUUGGGGCGUCUGAAAUAGGCAAGGCAGAGGAUAAUCGUAGCAGUGUGGAGCACGUGGAGCAAGAGACAGAACAGCAUGCUGACGCUGCGAAGGAGGAGGAGGAAGAAGCCUGGGAGGGGGAAACGGAGGAGAUGGAGGAGGAGGUAGAGGUGGGGGGGCAGGCGGAGGAGCAGGUGGGAGGAGAGGAGGCGCGGGAGGAGGAGCAGGAAGGGGUGGAGAUCGGCGAGGGGUCAGGGUUGCUGGCUGUAACGCUCAGUGAUCUCCUCGCUAAGCUUGCCUCGUCCAAGCGCCACCACCUCCCCCCCAGCAGCAGCAAGCCGAUCCGCGGAAACAGCAUCACCUUUGGCGUGGGCACGCACGUGGGGCAGCGGCUGGGAGCGGUGCCGAGGGGUGUGUCGCGGUUGUUAGGGAUGGACGGAGCAGUGGAUGUGGAUGAGCUACAGGUGCAUGGGCGGUUUGUGUCUGAUGCACUGUCUGUUAUUGAGAGUGAGGAGGACGGGCUGUCAGGAGGUGGGUCUAUGGAGACCAGGCGUGCAGUGGAAGGAGCAGAUCGGGGUGCGACUGCUAACGUCCAUCCUACAGGUGCUUCUGUUGGUGCUGCUGCUGAUGGCACGGUCAUGCCCGGAUACAGUCACGGCGUCUCGUGCAUGCUGCAGCAGCGGCAGAGCAUGCGGUAG